This is a messenger RNA of Sapajus apella (tufted capuchin), 5313 nucleotides long. It is a transcript of the gene CLHC1, whose product is annotated as clathrin heavy chain linker domain containing 1. The transcript has 3 exons. The record is from RefSeq and is a predicted model, not a curated record. Bases 1672 to 2088 code for a protein of 138 amino acids. NCBI's taxonomy places the organism in Eukaryota, Metazoa, Chordata, Mammalia, Primates, Cebidae.
AACAAAACAAAAAAACAGAGAGACAUAAAACUUACAUUUUCUGGUAAAAAAAAAAUUAAAUCUAAUUUAUAAUCAAAUAUGUAUUAGAUUACUGUAGGGUUAAGCACAUUUUAUUUUAUUUCUUAGCUGUUCAUAUUUUCCAGAGCUAGCCUGGUGUCAGAUCCACUUUCACAAGGCCCAAAAAGAGUCCUCUUUGAGUUAGGUGUAAGGGUGAGAAAAGUCAACAAGGGGAUUUUACGGAAGCAGAAAGAGGGUACGAUGAAGUGAUGAUUGGAGGGAAAAACAGGGAGGGAAUUUCCCUGGCCAGCAUCCCAGCUCUGGCCUUCUCUAAGGUGGCGACCCUUCAAAAAAUGAUGGCAUUAAGAAGAUAAAUAAAUACUAAAAUACUGGCAUUAUGAUUUUGCUGCAGUAUUUCAGUCACUACUUAGACUAAAAUAAUUAACUUGUUCAGCCUCAGGAAUUGCAGCAAACAACCUGUAUUUUGGUAUUAAAGUGUGGAAGUCAGAGAAUUUCUUAACUAAAUAAUUAAUUUGUACUCAGGCUACCUUUUGAUGUAGACUCACCUCUCUGCUGCCCACCCCAAUAAACACAGAAGGCUUUAUUUACUGAGUUUUCAGGAAAAAGACAUUUUGUAGGGGCUUCAGGAUUUCAUUUUAAUGUUAUCAGCAUUUUUAGAUGUAUACAGACACCAAUAUCAUAUGAUUGCUGUUAUUUUGUAACUGUUAAUUAAAAAUAUGUAUAACAUAAGUAAUUCGAAGUGGUAUCUUUGAUCAUACCCAGAUGUUCUUUUGGCUCUGCCUAUAGUUUCUAGGUGAAUUUACUCUUACAGCACAUCAGAUGUUUAACUUCAGUUGUGUAUAGAAGUGGUACAUUAAAAUAUGACAAGUGAAAUCUAUUCAGUUGAGCCCUCUCAAAAGAACUGCUUCCUCAGUCUUUCCUAACAGGCACAAUUAUGUCCAUUUUCCCCUCUUCCCUCUUAUAAAUCUAUAACAAAUUUUAAAAAUAACAGUGCUGUCACACUUUCUGUUUUCCUUUUAGUACAAAUGCUUGCAAUAUCUAUUUAUAUGAACUGAAACUGUUGUCACUAUCUACAACCAACAUUUAAUAAGCUUUUACAUUCCAUACGGUUUAGAAUCUAGAUAACUGCUUGAAAAUAUUGAGACCCCAAUUAUGAGAGCAUUUGGUUUACCUUGUAAUUUUUAGACCUAUCAGUCUUUUUAGGAGAGUUUUAAUCUUGUUUGUGGAUUUUUUAAAAUGAGCUUUUGAGGAGCCAAAAUGUCCUCCUCCAAGGGAAUACACACUGAUUGGUUUUUUUGUUGUUGUUGUUGUUAAAUCUCAGAUAUGUUUAAUUUCUCCUACAUCAUCAAUUGCUUAUUAAAUUGUAACUUGGAAUUCUUACAGGCAAUAGAAAAUCCAGUUCUACUGUGCUGAAUUUUCAAAUAUCUCAGUCUCAGCCACUCAUCAAGAAUUUUCUAACAUGUGUCUUAUUGAUCUUCUUGUUCUAGACUGACAUUUUCUGAAGAGGCAGGAGAUGUGAUUUGUGAUUAUGGGGAGCAGGAUACUUAUAAUAAGGCCAAGUGCCUGGCUUUAGCUCAGAUUAUCUACAGUGAAUGCGGGCUGCACAAGAAAGCUCUCCUUUGCUUGUGUAAACAGGGUCAGACUGAUAGGGUCAUGGAGUACAUACAGCAGUUUGUCAAGGACUUUACUUCCGAUGACCUGUUGCAGCUAUUAAUGUCAUGUCCCCAAGUUGAAUUAAUUCAGUGUCUCAUUAAAGAGUUGAAUGAGAAACAGCCAUCUUUAUCUUUUGGUCUUGCCAUACUUCAUCUGUUCUCUGUGGAUAUGAAAAAAAUUGGCAUUAAGCUACUUCAAGAAAUAAAUAAAGGUGGGAAAGAUGCAGUAGAAAGUCUUAUGAUAAAUGAUUCAUUUUGCUCUAUAGAAAUGUGGCAAGAAGUGGCAAGUAUAUGUUUACAGAAUGGCUUUGACAAAUUAUCUAACGACAUCAUGUCCAUUCUUCGAUCUCAGGCUGCAGUUACAGAAAUUUCUGAAGAGGAUGACGCAGUCAACCUAAUGGAACAUGUGUUUUGGUAGUUCUAUAUCUCAACCAGUUGAGGGAGCUUGUACAACAUUUUAUGUAUGCUGGUUGGGCAAACUGAUUUUGACAUAACUAACUUAUAAAUAAAUCUAGAGUAAGAAGCUCUAGAAAUAAAUCACACUUUUGUUAUGAUGACAUUUAGAUUUGUCUUUGAAAUAUUUAUACCAUUGCUUCCUUUUUCCCAUAUGGUCAUUUCUUAUAUUGAAUCUUGAUAAAAUCCAAGAUUAUAACUUUGUGCAAAACAGUGUAGGCAUUUUUGUCUAAGCUAAUGUCCAGAUAUAUUACUUUCUGGUGAUCUAAUUUGAUAGCAAGAACUGAGGAAGGUGUGGGUAGUAUCCUGUCUGUUAGACUGUCUUCCCAAACAUGAAAUGCUACAAGCCUGACUUGACAAGCGGGAUUUCAUUUCAAGGUUGGACUUGCUGGCAAAAACCUAGAGUAUAAUAAUUUUGUACUGCUGGUUUGAAGAUGUGCCCCAUGCUUUGAUAUAUAUAUAAAUAUGUCAAAGCUUAAGCUUCUAGUAUAAAAGCUGGGAAUCUUGGCAUGUUAUUACUCAGAGAGAGGGCCAGUCAAAUUUUGCAUAGAAGUAGACCUGUGAUACCUAUGGAUAUAGAAAAUAUAAGAAGUGGUUUGGAUGAUUUCAAGUAUCUGAAUAAGUAUUUGAUUGAAAACUCUAAAAGUUCUAUGCCAUGGACAGGUGUAAUAUUAAAAAUAUUUAAUGAUUAGUAUGGCAUGGGCACAAAUGAAGCAGAACAGGUACCCAGUGAAUUAGAACAGCCUUUAGCCUUUAUGCCACACACCAGGGCAUACUAGCUAAAUGUCAGCCUUGACCAUGGAACAUGGUUAAAAUGAGCUGCUGGCUGGGCGAGGUGGCUCAUGCCUGUAAUCCCAGUCGAGGCAGGAGGAUCGCUUGAGUUUGCAACCAGUGACCAGCCUAGGCAACACAGUAAGAUCCUGUCUCUGUUCCUAAAAAAAGAAAAAAAACAUUUUUCAAGCAAAAAAUUAAAAUGAGCUGCUAUUAGAAUAAGGGCAAAAAGCAUAACUUUUCCCCUCCUAAAUUUAAAUUGAGUAUGUAUUUUUAUGUUAUGGUGGAAAGAAGAUUAACGGGCAGUCAGACAGCUUCGUAUUAAAAUUCUGGCCCUACCUCUUCCUCAUUUGUAAAAUAUGGGCAGUCAUCCCUUAGGCUUGCUGUGAGGAUUAGUGAUAAUGUAUGUGUAUCACUAAUAUAUAAGUGUAUAACAUAACAGAGGAACUUAAGAAAAGAAAUCUGUAAUUCCUUUGUAAUAGGCCCCAGAAACACAUUUUUCUAUGAGUUUAUACUUACUAAAUCCCAUAUGUCUAUUCAUUUGUAUUUACGUUUAUCCUUCUUUAAAGUAUUUGAUAUAUUAAUGCAACUUAUUGCCGAUGUUAAGCUAUCUGUCCAUACUCGUAUUAGGGCUGCCUGGCUUAUCUUAUAAAUUCAGAAGCAUUCAAGCUGAGUUUUUAAUUUUUCUAUUUGGUGCUAAACAGAGUACUGGAUAAUUAUAAUUCAGCUUUCUAAAGCAUAGCAUUUUUAAAGUAAUACAUGUGCAUAGUUUUAAAAGCAAUUUAUUACUAAAAGGCUUAUAAAAAUAAUAUUUGAAUUUUUGGCCUUCAUACUAGCUGUUGAAAAGAGUAGAUAAAGGAUGGAAAAAGGGAAUGGCAAGAGAGACAUGUUUCAGCAGCCCUGGUUCUUUGUGUGCUGAUGGCUUAAAACCUGUUUUUUUUCCUUUGAGAUCUAUCUGAUUGAUAGAAAGCUAUUAUGUGUCCAUUGACAGAGCUUAGAAAAAAAAAUGUGUUCAUGAAAGCCAGGGGGAUAAAGUAGACGUAUAAAUCUAGACGAAGCUUAAACAGCCGCUGUUGUUGUUCUUUUAAUUUUGCCUUGUUUUUCCUUUGCUCAUUAUUAUUCCUUCUCAGUUAGAAUUGCCUUUGGCAGCUUUCCCAAGGAAAGUAAAAUUUGUCAAGUGAAUAUAAAUUUUAAAAAGCCUGGAGAUGGAAAAUGGAGUUGGGAGGAAGAGCAAGAUUAUCAAGUUAAGUGGAGAAGGAGAAAGAAUUGAGUUGUGAGCUACAUAGGGCUUUGAAGCUAUAAGGGCCUCCAUGUAAGCUACACUGAAGGAGGUAUAAUAUGGGCCUCUGCACAGAAACUUGCAUUCUAGACCAGCCCCACCGCUUUCUAGCUAUGUGUCCUUUUCUUCACACUUAAGAUAAAUUUAUUUUGACUAGAUAACUCCUCUUGUCAUUUCGAACUCUAAAAUUCAGUAAUUCUGAAAAGGUAGAAAUUAUUUCCCAGUGCUUCUUGACCUUCAACCUAAAUUUGAAAUACUACAAUUCAACAUCAGCAUCAACAACAUCUACUGAAUACCUGUUUUGCAUACAAUUUCUGCUAGCAAGAUUACAACUUCAAUGGAAAGACACAGCAUAUUUUUAAAAUUACUACUAAUAAUUCCUUAAUUCCUUAGUAUUAUCUAAUAGCCAGUCCAUAUUCAAAUUUCACCAAUUGCUUAAAAAUGCCUUUUAGCAUUUGAAUUGUUCUGAUGAAGAUUUAACCAGUGUUCAUGUGUUUUACUGGGUCUUGCUCACUUGAGUGAGUCUUCUCUCUUUUCUUCUUCUUGCCAUUGAUUGCUUUACAUAGCAGGCGCAUAGCAAUGGCCAUGAUGAAUUAAGUUUCACUGAUUUCAUAUUAGGUUUUCUUUCCACCAUAUCAGUGAGGAAAGGAAGAUAUUUAUUACAAGGUCUAAAAGAUUUAAUUGUAACUAGUUACAUUUUUAUUUAUUAUAGUCAAGCAUGUAUCAAAAUGAUUUCUAUUAAAUUCGUUCAUACAGAAAGGUUUAGAGACAUUGUGAAACAGAAAUCUAAUAAAAAAUUUUCUUAAUAUUAAGAACUUUUCCUAAAUCCUGAAUUAACUAAGCAAUGACCAUUAAAUUAAUCACUUUUUUUAACUUUAAAAGAUGAAAAAUUGUUACUUUUUAGGUGCCUGUAAUUCUGUUAGAUUGCUAAAGCAUAUGUUAGGUUAAAAGUCAACGCAGAGGCCUUACUUUUUUUUAACUUUGUACAUUUCAUAGAAAGCUCAUACAUUUCUUCCAUUCUUUCUCAGAAAAAAACAGCAUUUAACAAAUGUUUGGUGUAGCACUACUGAAAAUAUAAAGCUGUCAUUUGCUAGUAGUUAUAAUUUGUUGUGUUCUUGAAUAAAAACAUUGGAUACAUAA